Drosophila rhopaloa is the source of this 1170-nucleotide messenger RNA. RefSeq names its product histone chaperone asf1 (gene asf1). Gene Ontology annotation, molecular function: histone binding. Lineage: Eukaryota; Metazoa; Arthropoda; Insecta; Diptera; Drosophilidae. The record is from RefSeq and is a predicted model, not a curated record. The transcript has a single exon. Gene Ontology annotation, biological process: DNA replication-dependent chromatin assembly. The coding region runs from base 319 to 975 and encodes 218 amino acids. Gene Ontology annotation, cellular component: nucleus.
CGCGGGAAAGCCGUCAGCUGUCAUCACAAAUUUUGCAAGCAAGGAAGGUGAAAAUAUUGCGAUAAAUAAACUGAAAAGACCGCCUAAAAAGUACACAAACCUGAGACAAAAUAAUACGCAAACAAUUAGCUAGCUUUGCGUCACGAAAAGCAAGUGUUUGUCGAGUUUUUUGUAGGGGAAUUUCAACAGGGCAGGCAAUUCCUGCGUACAGAACAAAAGCAGAACCUGAUAAAAAAAAAAAAAGCGCGCCGUCGUAGGCGUCUGGAAAAACUCGUUGCACAUUUCCCAAGUCAACCCAAUCCACGAGGUACAGUAACCAUGGCCAAGGUGCACAUCACCAAUGUGGUGGUGCUGGACAAUCCGAGCAGCUUCUUCAAUCCCUUCCAGUUCGAGCUGACGUUCGAGUGCAUCGAGGAGCUGAAGGAGGAUUUGGAGUGGAAGAUGAUCUAUGUGGGUUCGGCGGAGUCCGAGGAGCACGACCAGGUGCUGGACACCAUAUAUGUCGGCCCGGUGCCCGAGGGGCGUCACAUCUUCGUUUUCCAGGCAGAUCCACCAGAUGUCACCAAGAUCCCGGAACCAGAUGCAGUGGGUGUCACCAUUGUCCUGCUCACCUGCUCGUAUCGCGGCCAGGAGUUCGUCCGCGUGGGCUACUAUGUGAACAACGACUAUGCGGAUCCGGAGAUGCGCGAGAAUCCGCCACCGAAGCCCCUGUUCGACAAACUAACGCGCAACAUCCUGGCCAGCAAGCCGCGCGUCACCCGCUUCAAGAUCAACUGGGACUAUGGGCACAUCAAUGGCAAUGGCAACGGCGUGGAGAACGGCCAUGAUGACGAGAUGGUCACCGAUGGACCGUCCACAUCGGAGGCGGCGUCAGUCGUUGUCCAGCCGGAGGACGACAACAGCCUGGCCAUGCCCAUCGAGAACGGGAUCAAGGCCCUGAACGAGAACUCCAACUCGCUGGCCAUGGAAUGUUGAGAGCUGCCGGCAGUCCAAUGACCACACAAAAACACACACUCAGCCUCUCACUCACACAAACACACGCCGCUAUGGUCGACGACUUGAGGGAACCCCCGAUUCGGACACUCUAGUACUCGUCCCUCUCUUUAAGUAACUAUUAAUUAAAACAAACAGUUAAAUAUAUAUGUAUACAUUAAAUUAAUUACUAAACUA